Molecule: messenger RNA, 1212 nt
Organism: Exophiala dermatitidis NIH/UT8656
Lineage: Eukaryota; Fungi; Ascomycota; Eurotiomycetes; Chaetothyriales; Herpotrichiellaceae
Exons: 4
Coding region: 1-1212 (403 amino acids)
Cellular component (GO): RNA polymerase II transcription regulator complex
Molecular function (GO): transcription cis-regulatory region binding; DNA-binding transcription activator activity, RNA polymerase II-specific
Source: RefSeq, a predicted model, not a curated record
AUGGGUUUCUUGAAAAGCUUUGGUGGCAUGCAGAAGAAGAUGACUCGAGAUGGACAACCUGCAAAGCGACGAGGCCCCAAACCUGAUAGCAAACCGGCCCAAACUAGGAGGCAAGAAUUGAAUCGACAAGCUCAAAGAACACAUCGAGAAAGAAAGGAAAAUUACAUCAAGGCGCUCGAGUUGGAACUUUCACGUUUAAGAGAAACGUAUCUCCAUGAACAAAAUGCACGACACGCCACCAUCCAGCAGCAGAAGUUGAUCAUCGAAGACCAACAACGAGAAAUCAUCGCCCUCCGAGAAAUACUAGCCAGCCGCGGGAUAGCAUUUGAGAACGAGCUCGAGAAUCGCAAGGCUGUGAUAGCAAUGAGGCCCAAACGGGAAGAGCCGUCAUUAAGCCCGCCAUCCGCGAGCAAUCUCAGUCCAACCUCGAUGGGAGGUCGACCCAUGGGAUACCAACCGGUCAUGUCAGGUCCGCCAUCCACGGCGACGGGCUAUUCUCCCCAAACAUACAUCAACGGCGGCCCUGUCAGCGUCUCAGGACACUCUCCUGGGACCACCCACCAUAGUCAUUCGCCUCAGGGGCCGGAUAUACAAGAAAUGGUCUUCAUCAAGAAGGAGCCAGGAGCAGUGGCGGAUAUGCCUCGACCUGGGAUAGGAAUCUUCGAGCGGGAUCCCCAAUUGGGGAUCGACUUCAUUUUACGACUCGAGCAUACAUGUCGCGAUCAUGAAGAAUACCUUGUCCGGAGGUCAUUUGACUCCCCCGACGACGAAGAAGAAGCACUAUUCUCCGGGCACGCUUUGAUGGCAUCAUGUCCGCCCCCGAGCCACAUCGAGCGAGUUCCGGCCCAAGGUGGGGGCCUGGUGCCUACGUACGACCACAAAGUUCCCGAUGUCACCACAGUCCAGAUAUUGAACAAUCUGCUCAACCUCAGUCAGACGCUCCGAGGCAAUGAGAUCCCAAGCGGACAGGUGACUCCCAUCAUGGCCCUGCAAUCGCUCAAAGGACAUCGGAAUUAUGCCAGUCUUACAAGAGAAGAUGUUCUGGGCAUGAUCGAGGCCAUAAAAAGUAAAGUCAGGUGUUACGGGUUUGGCGCUGUGAUGGAAGACUUUGAACUGCGAGACGCUCUCUCCAGCGUCUUUGCCACGAAACCAGAGACUUAUGAUCAACUGGGAACAGAUUAUUCUGCGGACAUUGACGAUAUGUACCUAUGA